GCGUCCCCUCCCGUCCCGUCCCGUCCCUCCCGGCCUCCCUCCCUCCCUCCCUCCCUCCGUCCGUCCGUCCGUCCGCGCCGGCGGAGACGGGAAGCAGGGCGGCGGCGGCGGCGGGAGCGAGGAUGGAGCUGUUCCAAGCCAAGGACCACUACAUCCUGCAGAGCGGGGAGCGCGCGCUGUGGUGCAGCCGCAGGGACGGCAGCCUGCAGCUGAGAGCCGCCACUGAUCUUCUUUUGGCUUGGAAUCCUAUUUGUCUGGGCCUGGUAGAGGGAGUCAUUGGUAAAGUUCAGCUUCAUACAGAUUUACCAUGGUGGCUACUUUUAAUUCGUCAGAAAGCAUUGAUUGGCAGGCUUCCAGGAGACCAUGAAGUAUGCAAAAUAACAAAAAUUGCAGUGAUUCCACUUUCUGAAACAGAACCUCAGGAUCUGGAACUAGAGCUUUGUAAAAAGCACCAUUUUGGGAUAAACAAGCCAGAGAAGAUAACACAGUCUCCAGAUGACUCAAAAUUUUUACUGAAGACCCUUACUCAAAUUAAAUCAAAUGUGUCUGCUCCAAAUAAAAAGAAGAUUAAAGAAAGUAAAGAAAAAGAGAAGCUGGAGAAGAGAUUAUUGGAGGAAUUGUUUAAAAUGUUCAUGGAUUCAGAUUCCUUUUAUUACAGCCUGACCUAUGACCUAACAAAUUCAGUACAGAGGCAGAGCAUGUGUGAGAAAACUAACUUGCCUCUGUGGAGGAAAGUUGAUGACAGAUUCUUUUGGAACAAGCACAUGAUUGAAGAUCUCAUCAGCACUGAUAAUGCUGAAGUGGAUUUCUGGAUUAUACCUAUUAUACAAGGAUUUGUGCAAAUUGAAGAACUUGUAGUAAACUAUAGUGAAUCUUCUGAUGAUGAGAAGAGCAGUCCUGAAACUCCUCAGGAAUCAACUUGUAUAGAUGACAUUCAUCCAACGUUUCUGGUGGCACUUAUUUCACGCCGGAGUCGGCACAGAGCUGGAAUGCGGUAUAAGCGAAGAGGUGUUGAUAAAAAUGGGAAUGUGGCAAACUAUGUUGAGACAGAGCAACUGAUUCACGUCCAUAAUCAUACUCUCUCGUUUAUUCAAACACGAGGCUCUGUGCCUGUUUUCUGGAGCCAGGUUGGAUAUAGAUAUAACCCACGGCCCCGACUGGACAGGAGUGAAAAUGAAACAGUGUCCUGUUUUCGUGCACAUUUUGAAGAACAGCUGAAAAAUUACAAAAAGCAGGUUAUUAUUAACUUGGUGGAUCAGACAGGCAGAGAGAAGAUUAUUGGAGAUGCUUAUCUUAAACAAGUGCUUCUGUACAACAAUGCAAAUCUGACUUACGUUUCAUUUGACUUCCAUGAGCACUGCCGAGGAAUGAAGUUUGAAAAUGUGCAGACAUUGACUGAUGCCAUUCAUGAUAUUAUUCUUGACAUGAAGUGGUGCUGGGUUGAUCAAGCUGGUGUUAUUUGUAAACAGGAAGGAAUUUUCCGAGUGAACUGCAUGGACUGUCUGGAUCGCACCAAUGUGGUACAGGCUGCUAUUGCAAGAGUGGUCAUGGAGCAGCAGCUCAAAAAACUGGGUGUGAUGCCACCAGAACAGCCUUUGCCAGUGAAAUGCAACAGAAUUUACCAGAUAAUAUGGGCAAACAAUGGAGAUGCCAUAAGUCGGCAAUAUGCUGGCACAGCAGCUUUAAAGGGUGACUUCACAAGGACUGGUGAAAGAAAGCUGGCAGGAGUAAUGAAGGAUGGAGUAAAUUCUGCAAACAGAUACUACUUGAAUCGUUUCAGGGAUGCUUAUAGGCAAGCAGUCAUAGAUUUGAUGCAGGGUAUCCCUGUAACGGAGGAUCUUUACUCCAUAUUUACAAAAGAAAAAGAGCAUGAAGCCUUGCAUAAGGAGAAUGUGAGAAGUCAUCAGGAACUGAUCAGCCAACUGUUGCAGAGUUACAUGAAACUGCUUUUACCAGAUGAUGAAAAAUUUCAUGGAGGAUGGGCACUUAUUGACUGUGAUCCAAGUCUCAUUGAUGCCACUCAUAAAGAUGUGGAUGUUCUGCUGUUACUUUCUAAUUCUGCCUACUAUGUGGCCUAUUAUGAUGACGAAAUCGACAAGGUGAAUCAGUACCAAAGGCUAAGCCUUGAUGCUUUGGAAAAAAUAGAGAUAGGACCUGAGCCUACUCUCUUUGGCAAACCCAAGUUCUCUUGCAUGAGGUUGCAUUACAAAUACAAAGAAACAAGUGGGUAUUUUCACACCCUUAGAGCUGUGGUACGCAACCCUGAAGAAGAUGGAAAAGACACUCUUCAGUGCAUUGCAGAAAUGUUGCGAAUCACAAAGCAAGCAAUGGGAUUAGAUGUGCCCAUUAUUGAGAAAAAGCUGGAGAGGAAAAGCAGCAAGCCUCAUGAAGACAUCAUUGGCAUUCGGUCUCAGAACAGAGGGUCCCUGGCCCAAGGCAAGAAUUACUUACUGAGCAAGUUUUCAUCUCUCAAUCAGAAAGUAAAGCAAACCAAAUCCAAUGUAAACAUUAGCAAUCUUCGGAAGUUAGGUAGCUUUACCAAACCUGAAGUGAAAGUCAAUUUUUUAAAACCAAAUUUGAAAGUUAAUCUUUGGAAAUCGGAUAGUAGCCUUGAAACUCUAGAGAAUCCAGUGGUAGAUACUAAAGUCCAUACUGAAUCUGAUAUAGAAAUAUCAGAUAAUGAUUCAUUCCAUUCAGAUGACUUCCUGACUAACUCUAAAUCUGAUGAGGACAACCAGUUAACUGACUCCCUAGAGAACAUAGGACAGACAGACUAUGUGCUGCCUAGCUGUGGUAUCAUUGCUUCAGCUCCCCGAUUAGGCAGUCGGUCCCAGUCUAUAAGCAGCACUGACAUGACCAUUAGCAUUCAUGCUCCAUCUGAGAUCCAUGUCACUCAGGCUAGCACGUCUGAAUGUGAAGACAUACCCAUGCCUUCUGCUGACAAUGUGGAGAUGGAAUUUGCUAAACCUAUUGAUGUGUACUGCCAGAGGUUUGUACAUGAUGCUCAAAAGAUAGCAGAUGUUUUAGAGGCUGAGGCUGGCUCUCAAGAGCUCCAUCAAGUAAUAAAUCAAACCAGCAAUAAUACUUCUAAAAAGGCAGAAACUAGGGCUGAAACAACCAGAGACAUUCCUUCCAGGCCAUCAAAGUUGGACGUACUUUCUUCUGAGCCAGAUCCUCAGCUCUUAGCUGUUGAUGGGACCUAUUCCAGUAAAUCUCAUAAAAGCCCAGGAGCUGCAUCUGGUAUAGUUGAGACAGAACUCCAUAUGACUCCUUCUCCAGCUGACAGUAACAGCAGCAGAGCCGUCUCCCCCUUUGCUAAAAUUCGCAGUUCUAUGGUCCAAGUUGCUAACAUCACACAAGCAGGAUUGACUCAAGGGAUUAAUUUUGCUGUGGCGAAGGUCCAGAAGAGCCCUGUGGAACCAGAAGCUAUAAAUCAAGUCAAGCAAAAAGAACUGAAAGAAAUGUUUAUGCAAUGCCAGACACGAAUAAUUCAGAUUUAGUUGGUAAUUUAGGAAAUGCUCUUCUCGUUGUGGCUUUUAAUACAAUACUAAAAAGAUCACAUCAAAGCUCACUGUAGCAUGAACUGCUACUGAAUACUGGGAUCAAAAACAUAUUUUGUUUACAGGAAGUGUGUGAUGCAAAUGAAUUUGGUUCUGACCAAGCUUCAGAAUUCCCUUAAGCAGCCGAGACAAAAGGGUAAACCACAUUUGAACAGGUAGCCUAGACACUGGGAUUUGUAAGUGUGCUGUCCAUCUUAAAAGUGUUGCACAGGUUUCUUUGAGACUAGUUUUGUAGGUUCUGACUUUAAUAUAGAGUAUUUAUACUAAAAAGGUGAUACUGCACUUCUGUGACCUUACUUACCUUGCACUGCACCAGCAAAAUAACUGAUAAAUUUACAUUUUAUUUAUUUUUGGACUAGUAUUUUUACUUGUUUCAUUGGAAAUUUUAGACACAGCUUUCUAUGAAUUGUGCCUCUACAAUGGGAAUUGAUAUAUUUUUGUUGUAUUUGGGUAUGUUAGCCAGGAAUUUUUUUCUCCUUUCUGCUAUCCUCUUCCUCACUUUCUGGGACACUUAAGGAAAGAUCAAGUAUACUGCUGCAAUUUGAAAUAUCCAUGAUCCUGCAGUGCAAAUUUACUUUGUAGAUUUUUUUUUUUUCCUUUUUGCUGGAUAAGGGGGAAAUGGAGUUAACCUCUAAUUGUCUUGUCCAUGUUAAAGCGAUCUUGUUCCCCCUUUUCACUCCUGUCAAUCUGUGCUUUUUUUUUUUUUUUUGACUCUGUAUAAAGCAAGAUAGUCAACAGAUCUUCAGACAGUGUGGCUCUCUGUGGGAGUGCUAUAAUGUAUGUAGUGGGUUUUUUUGCUAUGCUGUAUUCUAACUGCCCAGAUGCAAAAGCUCAAAUAACUUCUUCCAAAACAAGUAAAGUACUGUUCCAUAAAAUCAGUGUUGACAUUGGAGCAUAGCUGUCAGAAUAUCUAAUCAAAUUCAUUACUAACUCAAGCUUUGCAUACUUGCUGGCUAAGGCUAACCUUCCACUUGUGCUGGGAAUUGGAUAACAAACUUACAUAUGUGUGUGUGUCAAAGGAUUUAGUUGUAUCUAGAUUACUCCAUCUUUCCUGGAUAUGCCUUGCAAUGCCAUUCUAGUAUAGGGCUUUAUCCAAAAGCUAGUAUUAAGCAGGAUCUUACUAUGCUGUGGUUCAUAACUUUACCCACCAUUAUAGAGCCAGUGCCUCUGUGUUCUAGUACAUGUACUGUAGAUAAGCUGCAUGUGGUGUUCUAAAAAGUGUUAUAUUGGUAUUAUAGUGUAUUAAAACUUUUAGUAUCUGAAAUGAUUAUCUACUAAACCUGAUUGUCUGAAACUUUGAUAAACAAGUUUGACGUAUUUAUUUAUUAAAGUGAUGUGGUUUGGGGUUUUUUUUUGAGUGUCUAAACCUGUGGCUAUAUUUAAAAUACUGUUGUAUUUUAAUGUAAGCAAUAUACAUAUUUUAAUAAAAAAGUGAAAUCAAA
Rhea pennata is the source of this 5002-nucleotide messenger RNA. RefSeq names its product inositol polyphosphate-5-phosphatase F (gene INPP5F). The transcript has 20 exons. Gene Ontology annotation, cellular component: early endosome; clathrin-coated endocytic vesicle. Lineage: Eukaryota; Metazoa; Chordata; Aves; Rheiformes; Rheidae. Gene Ontology annotation, molecular function: phosphatidylinositol-4-phosphate phosphatase activity. The record is from RefSeq and is a predicted model, not a curated record. Bases 123 to 3500 code for a protein of 1125 amino acids. Gene Ontology annotation, biological process: regulation of endocytic recycling; phosphatidylinositol dephosphorylation.